Eupeodes corollae is the source of this 4235-nucleotide messenger RNA. RefSeq names its product serine/threonine-protein phosphatase 6 regulatory subunit 3 (gene fmt). The record is from RefSeq and is a predicted model, not a curated record. Gene Ontology annotation, molecular function: protein phosphatase binding; protein phosphatase regulator activity. The transcript is spliced from 14 exons. The coding region runs from base 456 to 3293 and encodes 945 amino acids. Lineage: Eukaryota; Metazoa; Arthropoda; Insecta; Diptera; Syrphidae. Gene Ontology annotation, cellular component: nucleus; cytosol.
AACCAGAGUGUGUUAAUACUUCUCUUGUGAAAUUUCUUUAAAAAAUAACUUAAAAAUAAUAUAAAACCACUUUAAACUGCUUUUAUACAAUUCUAUACGUCUCUUUGCCUUCAAUUAAUAUAAAAUUAUAUCGCCUAAACCUAGUUAAAUCAUUCAAUUAAUCAAAAAUACUUAUGCGGAAACGUGUUUUGUGUGUCAAGAAAAGAAAUCCCUGCGAAAAAAUAGUUUAAAAAUACCUACAUACUAGAGGGAACAAAAAAGUACCAACCGCGAGUUCACACCAACCGUCUGUCUCAUUCUGUCCUUUGCUCUCUGCUGCUUUAAGUGAGUGUGGUUGCUGCACAAAGUUAACUUUUUAUUGUGUUUAAUAAUACAAAAAAAAUAUAAAAUAAGAAACUCAACAACUGUGAAUCAAGAGGAGGAGCUGUGAAGAAGAAGAAAUACACGAACGAAUUAUGUUUUGGGACAAGGCCUACACACCGUCACAGAACAUUGAGGCGCUCUUAAAGAAGGAGAAUGUCACUGUGGAGGAGUUUUUGGAUGAAGAUGAUAUUCUGCAGGAAUGUAAAUCUCAAAAGAAUAUUAUUAACUAUUUCACACGUCCAGAUGUAAUUAAACGGCUUGUAGAAUUGAUAACGACAGAACCAUCAGAAGACUUACCGCUUGCUCAACGAUUUAGACAUGCCAAUAUGGCCUGUGAGGUUUUGACUCUCGGCUUACCGUCCUUAAACGCAAAACUUCUGUCAGACAAUGACAUCCUACAAACACUGUAUUCAUAUCUUGAAAACAAACCACCGCUGAAUCCCUUACUUUCUUCGUUUUUUAGUAAAACCUUUAGUAUGCUCUUCACAAAAAAUUUCUAUCAGGAUUGGUUUUUGUAUCAGAAAAUGUGCCUACAAUUAAUCGAAUACAUUAAGUCACAAGGAAAUUUCCUAGAAUUGAUUUUUCGGCAUUUCGCCACGCCAGUUAUGCCAGAUUUGUUAAUGCAAAUGUUAAAUGAUGUCGAAGGAGGUGCCCUCAAGAAAAAUUUAUACGAAUGGCUCACCGAAGAGAGACUAGUGGAGAGACUGAUUGCAACCCUAGGCGAUGCCAAAGAAUCAGAAAAACAUGCCAACGUAGCGGAAUUCUUUUGUGAGUUAAUCACACAAGGUCGUUCCAUGCGACAAACCGAACAGGAAAAUGAUUCUUUCGAGCCAGCAUUUGCCGGAAGUAAUCCCUUACUGCAACUAAUCGAAAGUGAAGAAACCAUAACCAGUCUGUUAAAUGUAAUUUUGGAACCAAGCGUCAAUGAGCACGCAAUUAUAUCAGGAAUUUUGGUUGUACUUACUUUAGUUAAGCCAGUAGUGUUUGCAGAUGUUGCUGCAACAGAUCGUGCAAGAAUAAUGCAAGAAAGGGAGAAAGAUAACCAUGAUAACAUUAUUUCGACUGUGAUUCGUGUGGUUGGACCACGCCUCAAAGAAUUUAUUGAAAUUCUUCGAAACCCGCCUGUUAAACCUAAUAUGUUGAUAAAUGGAGCCAAAAUUCUGCCGCCAUUUGGCAGUACACGCCUGGAGAUAUGCCGACUUUUUACAGUAUUACUACAAACUGGAAAUGAAGAUAUCACGAAUGCAAUUUGUGAAACUGACUAUUUCAACACAAUACUCGCAUUGUUUAAGGACUACUGUUGGAAUAAUUUCUUACAUAGUGAAGUGGAAAAAUGUUUACAUAUAGUAUUCACUCCGAGCCGAUGUAUUAACAAUAGCAGUAUCAAUAAUAACAAUAACAUCAGCACCCAAACAACAAAAGAUGGUUCCUUUCAAAACGAUGAUGAUCAAAUUAUGACGGAUGAGACUAAUCAAAGUCGUGUGAAUAUUGGAGAUGGUAAUAAUGUCGAAGGUGAAAUUGAUUCAACGACAAAAGAUCAUAAAAGUCCAUCCGCAUUACAAACUUAUGUUAUAGUUAACAGUAAGAUAAUAUCUAAGCUCAUCGAUUGCUGGAUGCAUAACAAUGAAAUGCAAAAAGCUGAAAAUGGACGUCGUUUAGGCUAUAUGGGUCAUUUAAUGAAAAUUUUUAAACAUAUUACCGCAUGUAUAUCAGAAUCAGAUCAUAUCGGUGCCUUAAUUGAAAGUAAUUUAAGUGAUACUGAACUAGAACAGUGGCAGUUGCUAGUCCAACCGGACGAUGGUGAAUUCACCUUGGCAUUAGCUUUACAAAAUCGAAUGUUAGCUAAUUGCAAUGCUCAAGAGUCGGUUGAUUAUAGUCAACAUUUGCCUAAAGAGUUUCUAUCUGAUGAUUUCAACACCGAAGUACUUAGUGACUUUGCAGCAUCAUUAAACAAUUUAUACAUCAAUUUGGAUGAAGAUCCAAUAACUGAAAUAUUAGAGACGGAGGACGUGUACUUUGAUGCGUUUAUUGAUCAACUUUUGAAUGCUUCCGAAACAAAGAAUCAAUCGUCAUUGCACUCCUUUAGUCAUUGGGAUGCUGGAUCUACAUCGGCUGGGGGUGGUGGAGGAGGUGAUCCGUUUAUUGAUUUAUCACUAAUUGGCCAAGAGAAUUCUUCAGAUUGUAAUCAACAAAAUUCAGCGUCAAUUGGUGGUGGUUGGGCUGAUUUUCCAACAGAUAACUUUGCUGAUUUCGAUGCUCAUUUCAGUGCAUUUAGCAAUGAUAUGGGUAUUAGCGAUAGAAAUGAUAAGGAAAAUUUAAUAUUUUCCAUUAAUGAUGCCGCCCCCGCCGUUAAUUUAUCUUUUAUUCCUACGUCACCAUCGUCGCUAACACAAUCAGAAUUUGAUAAUAAUGCCAAUGUCGAGAAGACAACAUCGAUUGAUCCUUUUGAAGAGGACGAUGCAGAGGCUAAUUUUGGCAGUAUGACAGCUGAACAAACUAACUCGAAUAAUUUCGAAGAUGAUGCUUGGACGAGGACUAAGGACAAUGAGUCUGUCACAAAUGCGACUGUAUUAUCUAACGGCCCAACAGCUAUUCAGGACACAAAAGACAUUGAAGAACUUUCCAACCAACUUAAAAACUCCUCCAUCACCGAAAGCAGCUUACUUUCAUCGACCACAACAACAACAAUAACAACUGCAACAACAGAAAACCCCGCAUUACUGUCAACAUUCAACGAAGACAAAAACGACGAACAAUUAAAAAUUGCUUCAUCAGAAAACAUCACUCUAGAGAAGAAUCCACCAUCAUCCGCCAACGAAUCAUUGUGCCAGGAGAAUGACACCUCCACCAACAUCAUUUUAGAUCAGGAUAGUAAUACGAAUAGCUCACCUGCCGCUACAGCCGCCGAAGAAAUCACGCCAGCUUUAUAAUUUUAAAAAACAACUAAAACCCCCUCCAAAUCAAAAACAAACAAACAAAUCAUGAGAGAAAAAUUAAAAAAACAACAGUUAUAAGAUUAAAUAGUAGUUCAUACAAACAUAAUUAUUGUAAUUUUCAGUUAUAGGAUUUUUUUUUAAAUAGCAAGUAUACAUCUUAAAAAAAAACCUUAAGUUAUAUUUUUAUUUUUGUUUUACAACAUUUUUUUUUUCUUUCUUUUUAAUCUCUCGCUAGUUAUUGUUCUCUAUUUUGUUUGUGUGCUUUUUUGUUUUCAUAUUCAUUAUUUUAAUAAAAAAAACAGUAUAAUAUUUAAAUGCAUACAAAAGAUCCUAUAAUAAUAAACUAAAUCAAACCUCAAACCACAAUCCCGCCCAUUAAAACGAUUUCAGAAGAAAAACAAAAUACAAAAAUAAAACAAAAGUAAAUUGCUCAGCAGGCCAGAAGAUUAUCUUCUAAGUAAUAAAUAAUAUUUAAAAACAAAAUAAAACUUAUCAUUAUCUUUUUAAUUAUUAUUUCUUUAUUUUUAUUAGAGCUAGAUAGCAUGCAGCUUCUAUUUUAUAUUGUUUUUUCUUUUUGUAUUUUAUAUAGCAAUAUACACACUAAAAUGGCACAAGUUUUUUUUAAGUAUCUUAUCUAUCUCUGAAAUAUCUGUGAUAUUAAAUGAAGUUGCAGGGUAUUAAGAAGAAAAUAUAAAACAAAACAUUAAACAAAACAAAAAAAUUAAAACAAAGAUAGAUUUUAAAUUUGCUUAAUUGCACACACAUACACACACAUACACAAACACACAACAUUCAUACACUUGAAGAAUAUUUUCAAUUUUAUUAAUAAUAAAAUAAAAACAAAAAUAUAUAAACAAAUGAAAUUGAUUACGAACUUAAAGAAAACAAAAACAUAACAAAAAAACAUGCUGCAGCAGACAGACCACAGAAAAGCAA